AUGCGUUCCGCCAGUGAUAUUAAGGCAGAUCAAGAUAAGAAGCUGUUUGUCGGUGGAUUGCACCAUUCUACUACUGAAGGUCAGUUGCGCGAGUUUUACUCACAGUGGGGCGAAAUUACCGAUGUUGUGGUCAUGAAAGAUCAGAGAACUGGUAAAUCUCGUGGGUUCGGGUUUGUCACAUUUGCCGAAUCCUCUUCGGUGGAUGCUGCACAAGCGGCUCGUCCGCAUACUAUCGAUGGGAAAACUAUUGAUUCCAAGCGGGCCAUGCCUCGUGAGGAAACGAGUCCUGAAGUUCAUGCUGCCGUUAAGAAGAUUUUUGUUGGGGCUUUGAAAAAGGAUGUGACAAACGAGGACCUGUCACAGUAUUUUUCGCAAUUUGGAACCGUGGUGGAUGCCUCUGUGGUCAUGUCGAAAGAUAGGAAUGAGUCUCGAGGAUUCGCUUUUGUCACAUUUGAUGAUACAGAUGCAGUAGAUAAAGUCAUUCUUUCCAAACCGCAUAGUAUCAAUGAAAAUAAGAUUGAUGUUCGGAAAGCACUGAGCAAAGACGAGAUGAACCGCAUUCGAGCUCGUCCUCCUCGGCCUGAUCCUCGUCAGUCCUGGGGCAACGAUAACUCAUGGAGUGGUCAUCGUUAUGAUAAUGGGUAUAAUCAGGCUUAUGGCUAUCAAGGUUAUGGAAAUUACGGUAAUGGAGGUGGUUAUGGUUAUCCUCAAGGAUAUGGUUAUGGCGACCUUCCACCUUCUUGGGGACCUAGCUCAAAUGGAGACAGCAGUUUUGGUUCUUAUCAGCAGUCUUAUGGUGGUGGUCCCAUGCGUGGAGGUCCGCAGCCUUAUCCUAGAUCUGCACCCUAUGGUCAAAUGGUUUCGCACCCAGUCUGGUUGUGGAGCUCCGGUGGGAUGGCCUCUGGCGUCGCCGGCAUUGGGCGGCCGGGCGGUUUUAGGGGGGCGUUGGGCGGGCCGGCGCUGUCGUGGAGAAUGAAGCCCCAAGGGGAUGCAAAGGAGGAUCAAGGCAAGAAGUUAUUUGUUGGUGGUAUCAAUCACAAGACUGAGGAGAAAUCUUUAAGGGAGUAUUUUUCCAAAUAUGGUGAAAUUGUUGACGUUGUUGUAAUGAAAGACUCGCAUACUGGAAAACCCAGAGGUUUUGGUUUUAUUACAUUCAAGGAUGCCUCUGCCGUUGAUGCUGCUCAGAAUGCACGUCCACACACUCUCGACGGGAAGGAAAUUGAUACGAAACGGGCGAUGCCACGUGAGGAAAGUAGUCCAGAAGUACAUGCUGCGGUGAAGAAAAUCUUUGUUGGUGCUCUUAAAAAGGAUAUUACCAGCGAAGAUUUAAAUGAGUAUUUCUCUACCUUUGGCACGAUUGUUGAGGCUUCUGUUGUAAUGGCAAAAGAAACAAAUGAAUCUCGUGGCUUUGGUUUUGUUACAUUUGAUGAUACUGAUGCAGUGGAUAAGGUUAUUCUUGGUCGUCCGCAUACUAUUAAAGACCAUAAAAUCGAUGUCCGCAAAGCUCUCAGUAAGGAGGAGAUGGGCAGACUUAGAUCGCGCCCUCCACGUCAAGGACCAAACUUUUGGAACCAGGGCCCUCCUGAUUACCGUCAACAGGGUUGGAAUCAUGUCUAUAACCAGGGUGGGUAUGGCUCUAGCUAUGGUUACGGUAAUGAUCAAUAUGGUAAUGGCUAUGGAUAUGAUAACUAUCAACAAUCCUGGGACUACCAGUCUGCUGAUUCAUUCGGAUCUUAUAACCAACAACCCUAUGGUGGGGGUCCCAUGCGCGGAGGUCCUCAGUAUUCUAGACCAGCACCAUACGGAGGUCCAAAUUCUUGGGGACAGCAGCGUUAA
Molecule: messenger RNA, 1836 nt
Organism: Hydatigera taeniaeformis
Lineage: Eukaryota; Metazoa; Platyhelminthes; Cestoda; Cyclophyllidea; Taeniidae
Source: the annotation of a GenBank genome assembly